AUGUUGAGACUGAAAGGCUGUUUAAUUAUUCUCAUUGGUUACGUUGUUUCUGUAUGUGCUUUAUUUUCCAGCAGAGGAAGAAACCCGUCAUUAGCUGAUUGGGAGAAGUUAAAGGAUCAAAAAUUAUCGAAUAUUGGUAAUUUUGGUUUGACAGGUCACUAUCUAUUAAGCUUUUUCCAGGAGAACUUGGAUCUUUUAAGCUUUCCUGAGAAAAACUAUCACCACACACAUGUUUCUUUGUAUUAUGAUGUUUUUAAAGAGUAUAUCCUACACAAUAUCAACUCAAAGAAGUGUUUGCCCGUAAACUCUGCUAUUUCAAGGUUGAACAAAGAUGUCAAUCCUAUACCAGUUCACUCUCACAAUGACUAUUGGAGGAAGUUACCGCUCUUUGAAGGUUUAGCCUAUGGUGCUAGAAGCACUGAAGCUGACGUGUGGAAUAUUGACGGAAAGAUUCUAGCUGUCGGCCAUAAUGAAGCGUAUUUAGACCCUGUUGAAUUAACACUGGAUAAGCUAUAUACCGGUCCGCUUUUAUCGAUAUUAGAUGAGGUAAACUGCCUCGACUCAGACUCUGAACACAAGAAUGGAGUAUUUUUUAAUUCCCCUGAAACUUCACUUUUCUUUUAUAUUGAUUUCAAGUCAGAUGAUAACGAAUUAACUUAUAAACUACUAAUGCAAGAAUACCUUAAACCGCUGAUUGAUUCUGGUUAUUUAACGUAUUAUGAUAUGAAUAAGGAUGAGAUUGUUUGGAAACCUGUUACCGUUGUAUUAACAGGCAAUUACCCAACGUCUUUACACGUAUUGGAUAAUGAAAAUGAUGAUGGUUAUUUUAAGUCAGAGCAAAGAUUUGCAUUUUUGGAUGCACCGUUGUUAGAUUUGGACCCCAAAUACUCAAAGCUUUCUGUAACUACGACAGUUUCGUUCGACCACUUAAUGAAACAUUGUGAUUCCGAUCUUUGGAAGGUAUUGCUAAGGGGCCAUAUGGACUCAAAUGAGAUUAAUUGUGCUAAAAGUUUGAUUGAAGAUUCUCAUGCACUGAAACUCGAGACAAGAAUCUGGGGAGCUCCAACCUGGCCAGCUAACACGGUGAAAGCAAUUUCUCACCAAAUUGUCCAUGACUUGGGUUCCGAUCUACUCAACCUGGAUAAUUUGUUCAUGGCAUCGUCAUUAAUAUAA
Molecule: messenger RNA, 1173 nt
Organism: Saccharomyces mikatae IFO 1815
Lineage: Eukaryota; Fungi; Ascomycota; Saccharomycetes; Saccharomycetales; Saccharomycetaceae
Gene: AIM6
Product: Aim6p
Exons: 1
Coding region: 1-1173 (390 amino acids)
Biological process (GO): lipid metabolic process
Molecular function (GO): phosphoric diester hydrolase activity
Source: RefSeq, a predicted model, not a curated record